Sebastes umbrosus (honeycomb rockfish) is the source of this 2165-nucleotide messenger RNA. RefSeq names its product cytohesin 1 interacting protein. Gene Ontology annotation, molecular function: protein binding. The record is from RefSeq and is a predicted model, not a curated record. Bases 314 to 1405 code for a protein of 363 amino acids. Lineage: Eukaryota; Metazoa; Chordata; Actinopteri; Perciformes; Sebastidae. The transcript is spliced from 8 exons.
UACUGACUUCUGACAGACCAGAAAUCAAAUUGCUUAGACUGCAAAAAGGGAAAGGGACUGUUUGAAGGGAGAAGCUUCUUCCUUUUCUUUUCAAAACAGCAAACCGUCCCUUCUCGAGAAAAAAGAACAAAAGUUAAAAGAGGUGAACAGGAAAUUAGGUAUGUGAGGCUGUGAUGUGCAGAUGCAGGUCCACCACAUGACGUGGAUUUCCGCUUGACACGCUCUGUACUUGGCUGCACAGCGGGGCAGGGCCACACAACCACUGAAGAGCUGCUGCAGCAAGACAUGAUGGUGCUUUGAGGACUACUCUACCAUGCAGUCCACCAUGAAUUUCAAUGGACUUCCACGCCAGGGCAGCCAAGAGAAUUACAUCCUGGAUAAUACUCUGAGGAAGAAAUGCACCCUGUGGUACCGACGCUCGCUGAGGGGAAACAAUGACCGACACCGGAACAACACAGGCUCCCUGCCCAGCAUGUGCAAGCCCAAAUUAACCCACUCCAACUCACUGGUUGAUUACUCUGACCCACAAAGGACCACGAUCAUACUGGAAAAACAAGACAAUGAAACAUUUGGUUUUGAAAUUCAGACGUACGGCCUGCAGCUGAAGGACAGCUCUGCAGUGGAGAUGUGCACGUUUGUGCGCAAAGUGCAGGAGGACAGCGCUGCCGAGGGUGCUGGCCUGACCACAGGAGAUGUUAUCAUCACUAUAAACGGGGUCAGCAUCGAAGGAUCAUCUCAUCAGCACAUACUAGAUCUGAUCAGAGAAUCCACCAACAAUCUGAAGAUGGAGACUGUAUGUGGGAAUGUAGUGAAGCAGAUCGAGCUAGAGAAGAGGAUGAACCUGCUUAAGCAAUCACUACGUGAGAAAUUGGUGGAGCUGCAGGCCCUGACAUUACAGGAAAAGCGUCUAAUGCGAGGUAAUUUGAACAACAGCAGCCUCCACCUCUCUCUGGACUCCUCAGCAAGUCUGAGCUCCCCCAUAGGCCGCUGUGGCCGCCGUUUCUCUAGUGACAGCAGCUACAGGAGCGCGAUGACAGACGACAGUGACCAGGCUAGCGUGUUUGACGACCUGCGCUCUCCCAGCCCGUGCAGUGCACCCAGCACCACAACAGACGACGACGACGGAUGCUUCUUCCCCAAAGAUUUCCCCUCACAGGACGGCUCCCGCAGGUUCUCCUCCAGCUCCAGCCGUCACCACAAAUCCCUCAACCGCUGCAGCAGCUCCAGCUUGGCCGACAGCAGCAGCUCCCUCUCUCCUUCCUGGGAGGAAACGAGGAUCACCUCCUUGUUUGGUACCCUGCCCCGUAAAAGCAGGAGAGCAAGUGUUCGCAAACACAUCCUGAAGUUACUCCCUGGACUCCAGCGAUCAGUUGAGGAGGAGGAGACGGGAGCAAAUACUCAGUGACUUUACAUGCAUCCUUGUGUCUACUUUAUACUAAGGGUUAACAAGGUUUCUCAUGCUCUUGGUGCAGAAAGCAAUAUACACUGUAAUGAAGUGUUUCCCCACUCUUCAAGUUGGGUUAACCCUUUAAAAAGAAAGUGUUUUUGCCUUCAUGGGAACACAGAGACAACAGACAUUUUGGCACUUAAUGUCAAAGUUGACCCAAGAGGCUCGUAAGCCUUAAAGACUUGUGGUGGCACAAAAAGCAUUAUGAAAGUAUUGUAAAUGAAUGUAUGAAUACAAGAUUGUACUGUAUAUAGAUGAGAGAUUAUGUAUCCUACUAGCUUGAAUAAAAAACUGCAUUAAUCAGAACAGUCUGAACUGCAGCAGCUGUCCUCAUGUAGCACCUUGGAUUUCAAACCAACCAUUCAUUUUUUUUCCGGUCGAGCGACGUUUAAACAGUAUACCUCAGUAUAUCUCACGUUCACGUUGAGUACCAAAACCAAAGCGCUCAGUAUAGAUGUCUGCUCAGCUCAUAACAGGAUGUGGGUACAACAGGUACAACUGAACUGUUUUCAUUUCCAACAUUAUUUUCAAGCUGUGAACAACUGAAACUGUUUUUUGUAAAUGUACUUAAAUGUGACUGUUUCACUUUCAGUAGCGAAAAAAAUACAUUUUUACAGAAUGGCAUGAUUUAUUUUUUGGUAUCAAAUCAAGAAAAUCUGUAUGCAAAGGUCUUUUUUAAAAAAAAAAGAUAAUAAACUUAUGAAGUCUUACAAACCCA